Zootoca vivipara (common lizard) is the source of this 2225-nucleotide messenger RNA. It is a transcript of the gene VGLL2, whose product is annotated as vestigial like family member 2. Lineage: Eukaryota; Metazoa; Chordata; Lepidosauria; Squamata; Lacertidae. Gene Ontology annotation, cellular component: nucleus. Gene Ontology annotation, biological process: regulation of DNA-templated transcription. The record is from RefSeq and is a predicted model, not a curated record.
UUGGAACAAUAGUUCAGCCACUAAUUCCAGGGGUGGCUUUCGGAAUGCCAUUUUUAUCUCGUUCUUCGCAGCCGUAUGUGCAGUAACGCUGGCCUUCCUUGCGAGGAUGUCGUAAGCUAACAGCGUGGAUUGCUUUGGACUCGGAAUACGCUGUAUAAAUGCAAACUUACUAUCCCAAAUGAUUAUUAUUAUUUUUAGAAACCUGUCAGAAUCGCUUCCUGCAAUUUCGUUCUCUCUGGCCAUUGCAAUUUUCGAAACUAGCCUUUUACUCGAAGAUGCAGGAAGCCGCGGAGAGCGCCAGCACAAGCGGCAGCAGUGCCAGCAGCUCCUUCUCCAGCCACACUGCCCCUGCCAGCAUCAAAGAGGAAGAGUGCAGCCCGGAGAAAGAGCGCCCCCCGGAGGCCGAAGUCAUCAAUUCCAGAUGCGUCUUGUUCACCUAUUUCCAAGGGGACAUCAGUGCUGUGGUGGACGAGCACUUCAGCCGAGCCCUCAGCCAACCCAGCAGCUACUCGCCCAGCAGCUCCAGCACGAAGGCUGCCAUGAGGAGCUCCAGCUCUUGGAGGGAUGGAUCAUUCCCCAUGAGCCAACGCAGCUUCCCGCCUUCCUUCUGGAACAGCACGUACCAGCCCUCUUCAGUGCCUGCGUCCCUGGGCAGCCCACUGUCAGCCACUGCCCACAGCGAACUGCCCUUUGCCACAGCGGACCCUUACUCUCCAGGCUCGCUACAUGGCCACCUCCACCAGGGGCCCCCGGAGCCCUGGCACCCUGCCCAUCACCACCACCACCAUCACCACCACCCUUACAUUGGAACACAGAGCUCAGCCUACCCUCGACCCACCGCUGUGCACGAGGUCUACGGCCCUCACUUUGACCCUCGCUACGGCUCCCUGCUGGUGCCCGCCGCUUCCGUGCGCCCCCACCGCCUCACGCCUGCCUCAGUGCCCACACCCGUCAGCCCUCCGUGCGAGCUGGGCAAAAGUGAGCCCGCCACUUCAGCGUGGACAACGCCAGCACCUUUCGCCAGUCCUGCAGGGGAAAUGGCACAGAGUUUAGGCCUCAAUGUGGACACAGGUUUACAGCCUCAGGAUAAAAGCAAGGACCUCUAUUGGUUUUAGACCUGCCCUUCCACCUUUUCUUCUUCCCCUCUAGUCAGAUCUCUGCCUAUGUAGGACUGCUGGUGACAGAGCUGAAUCGAGUCGAUUUGUAACAGCUUCUGAUCUUGGUUUACAGCUCGCCGUUAUUCCUUCUGUGGUGGAUCCCUCCUGAGCUGAACUGCUGAUUCUAAAGUGUUCCCAACCACCCCACAACCCCAUCUUCUUUGUCCCCCUCCAUCUUUCAGUAUCUCGUGUCACAUUUCAAGGACAAGGACACGGGCAAUUCAGUGGGAGCUAAAAGCUGCUUAGACUUCAACUUUCAACCAACAGGACCUAAGAUGAUGAUGGGGUGAUGAUGGGGUUGGGCACCCUCAUCCAUGAACAGUGGCCAGGCCAUUCUAAAGAAUCAAGAUGAACAAAGAAGGACUUUGAAAUUGCUGACUUUAGGAAGCGAAAAGUGUUUGCUGAUGGCGCGAUGGCAUGGAUUUUUGACUGACAUUUUUUAAAACAAAAAACAAAAGCACCUCCACAGUCCUUUUUCAAAGCAGCAUGAGAAGAUAUUCAGAUGUUGUAAACGCGAUACUUGUCCUUCCCGCUGUAGAAACAAAGAAAGGAAUUCUAAACUCCUAGGCACGUUUGGGAUUUUUUUUUUUUUUUUAAUGGAGAGACCUUUCAGUCUUCAGCAUGGUGAUGAGUGGCAAGUGACUAGCACAGGCCACCUGCCCUCCUGGCUUACACAAAUGCAGCUGUUCAAGAGACAACUGUUCGAAUUCUAGAAACUUGACAACCAAGGUGGCACUUCUCCGAGUUUGGCACAACAAUUGCAUUGGAUAAUGCAUCCAUCCAUAUGUGUAUAUAUAAGGUUUUUAUACAAGGAACAUUUUAUGAUGAAAGAAGAGACCCUUCAAAAAAGAAAAGAAAAGAAAAGGCUCCACAAGUAACAGCUGGAUAAAAUUGGGGUGGGGGAGUAAUUGGAUAGACAAAGGACCCCAUUUAAUAUCAAUGCUCACUGUAUGUAUCUUUCUAGUGGCCAGUGACUGGGUCUCUCUUCUCUUCUCUUCUUUUUUUGAAGGGACAUAUAUGAGAUGUUUAUUUGUAGGAAAGUUGAAUUAAAGAUGUCUCCUUUCACCA